AUGGCCAAUCAAGAGCGUUACCCGUAUGGAAUGCCUCAAACAGAGCCGGAGCCUGUGAUACAAGAGGUCCAGCCGAACGCUAACCGAGACCAACAUGAUCUCCAUGAUGACUUGCGUGCAUUACGCGAGGAAAUGGCCGCUAUCCGAAGGCAGAGAGAGGCCGACGCAAGGGAAUUGGCCGAGCUGCGACGACAGAAUGCCCAGCUUCGAAGCCUUAACCAAACAUGUGUGCCGUCAACCCCUACCCUCCAAGAGGAGUCGAAUAAUGGAGGCAACCCUGCUAGACCAUUGGAAAGCAUGCCGAUUGAGAAGUACGACGGGUCAUCCGACCCCGAGGAACAUUUGAACGUCUUCUUGACCCAAGCGACCCUCUCUACUCAGGACGACUCGGCUUUGUGCCGAAUAUUUCCCAUGUCGCUGAAGGGAAGAGCUUUGAGCUGGUUCACGAGGUUGCCGAGCGCCUCCAUCGACUCGUUUAGCGAGUUGUCGUCCCAGUUCGCCCUACAAUUCGCAACGAGCAAGCCGUACAAGACGACCUCUUUAGCCUUGGCGGGGGUCCGUCAAGAGAAGAAGGAAAACCUAAGAAGCUUCAUGGACAGAUUCAAUAAGAUUGCGAUGGAGAUUGGAGAUCUUAACCCCGCCGUGGCAUUGGAUCGGCUAAGCACGGCCCUCAGGCCAGGACCAUUUGUAAACAGCUUGUGUAAGAAGCCCCCAAUUGAUAUGAACGACCUCCGGCGCCGAGCAGAGAAGCACAUGCAAAUGGAAGAACUUGCGGAGACCCGAAACCAGGCCAGGGCGGAAGAAAAUUUUAGCCAGAAAGAACCUGGCCGAGAGCAGGUGAAAAAGAUGAACGCCGAGCCCUCGAAUACUCGCCCCCCAAAAGGACCUCGCUACGCGGCAUACACUCCCCUCAAUGCGAGUAGAGCCAAAGUGAUGGAGCAGGCCCUCGCUUCAGAAAUCCUUGCGAUGCCGAAAAGGGCGAACACACCCCCCAGAGCCGACAAAGCCAAGGCGUGCCGAUUUCACCGAAACAUGGGGCACUCCACCGAAGAAUGCUCUGCCCUGAAGGACAAGCUCGAGGACCUUAUCAAACAGGGUCACCUCAGAAGCUUUAUCACCAUUCAAGACCACCCGUCAGGGGAAAGAGACCACCACUCUCGUGAAGCUCGGCCGCUGAGAGACCGACGCUGUCGAUCACGUUCGACCGAAAGGCAAGAUCGAUCACAGCGCCCCAGGGGAGACAAUGACCGACCACGGAAGGUGAUCAACACAAUAGGCGGAGGUUUCGCCGGAGGCGGGUCCACCUCAUCGGCGCGAAAACGACACCUCCGCGCCAUUCGAUCAGUAAACAGUGUGAACCAACCGAGGAUGCCUAGAAUGCCACCUAUAACCUUUUCCGACCAGGAUUUCCGUGGCGUCGACCCCAUACAAGACGACCCUAUGGUGAUUUCGGUCGAGAUGCACAACUGCAUUGUGAAGAAAACAUUGGUCGACCAGGGGAGCUCAGCCGACAUCUUGUACUGGAAUACUUUCGUGCAGCUCGGAAUCCCAGAGGAGAGCUUAGAGCCAUACCACGAACCACUAGUCGGCUUCUCGGGCGAAAGAGUGAUGACGAGGGGAUGCAUCGACCUAUAUACCCGUUUUGGGUUCGACCAAUAG
Messenger RNA from Cajanus cajan (pigeon pea), 1659 nucleotides. RefSeq lists its product as uncharacterized. NCBI's taxonomy places the organism in Eukaryota, Viridiplantae, Streptophyta, Magnoliopsida, Fabales, Fabaceae. The record is from RefSeq and is a predicted model, not a curated record.